AUGGCACAUGCAGAAAUCGGCGAAGCCGCAUCAGGAGAGCCAGCAGGGAUGAUGAGGAGCACUAGCCUCAUGAAGACAACUACCUCGAUGAACAGGGAGAAUUCGCAGAGCGUGGACGACCUGUCCCGAGACGGCGCCGGUGCGAGGGUGUUGGUGCGGGUGCGGACGGGCGACCGCCGCUACGCCGGCACGGACGCCAACGUGCGCGUCACGCUCAUGGACGCCGACGGACGCUGUUCGAGGGCCAAGUUGCUGAGCCAUGCGUUCCGCAACGAGCUGGAGCGGAAUCAGGCGUCCGAGUUCCAUGUGCGGACGCCGGUGGGGUUCGGAUCCGUCAAGUUCCUCAUGGUCUCCAGGGACGCCUUCGGGUUCGGCAGUGCUUGGUUCUUGGACAGGAUCGAGGUCGUGGAGUCGUUGCCUCCGGGAUCCAAGGACCUGACGACGACGAAGGUGUUUCCGUUUAUCCGAUGGAUCAAGGCCAACAAAACGUACAUUGUUCAGGAAUACGAUUGUUGUUUGCCGCAAAAAGACCAUCACUUCGCAGAACGCACUGAGGAAUUGCGCAGAAUCCGGCAGCAGUUUCAGUAUGCCAUCAGGAUCUUGCCGCCUAUCGGCCCUAUUCAGUUCCUCAUGGUCUCCAGGGACGCCUUCGGGUUCGGCAGUGCUUGGUUCUUGGACAGGAUCGAGGUCGUGGAGUCGUUGCCUCCGGGAUCCAAGGACCUGACGACGACGAAGGUGUUUCCGUUUAUCCGAUGGAUCAAGGCCAACAAAACGUACAUUGUUCAGGAAUACGAUUGUUGUUUGCCGCAAAAAGACCAUCACUUCGCAGAACGCACUGAGGAAUUGCGCAGAAUCCGGCAGCAGUUUCAGUAUGCCAUCAGGAUCUUGCCGCCUAUCGGCCCUAUUCAGGUGAAGCACGUUCCAUUGGACGAGGACUUCGCUGGCUAUUAUUUCUCGUGCGAAACUGAUGCGAACGUUGGAGUGAUCUUGGGUGCAGUCCGUUGCACAAUUCGUCGCCAAAAAUCCUGUGUAGGAGUACUUUCCGGGACAGAGUUCGCAAAUGAGGAAACGCCGGAUAGAAGUCGUGCGAAACUGAUGCGAACGUUGGAGUGA
This is a messenger RNA of Notodromas monacha, 1113 nucleotides long. The record is from the annotation of a GenBank genome assembly. Lineage: Eukaryota; Metazoa; Arthropoda; Ostracoda; Podocopida; Cyprididae.